Olea europaea var. sylvestris is the source of this 821-nucleotide messenger RNA. Its product is annotated as 60S ribosomal protein L21-2-like. Gene Ontology annotation, cellular component: cytosolic large ribosomal subunit; ribosome. Lineage: Eukaryota; Viridiplantae; Streptophyta; Magnoliopsida; Lamiales; Oleaceae. The record is from RefSeq and is a predicted model, not a curated record. The transcript has 2 exons. The coding region runs from base 78 to 572 and encodes 164 amino acids. Gene Ontology annotation, biological process: translation. Gene Ontology annotation, molecular function: structural constituent of ribosome.
AUAAAAUCCCCUAUUCCCAUUAGGGUUUCAUUUGCUCUCGUCACACACAAGCACAAAGCGAGCUAACUCAAGUAAAAAUGCCGGCCGGACAUGGUUUGAGAUCACGCACUAGGGAUCUGUUUGCUCGGCCGUUUAGGAAGAAGGGUCCUACCCCUCUCUCGAUCUACCUCCGUACCUACAAGAUCGGAGACUAUGUGGAUGUCAAGGUGAACGGGUCGAUCCACAAAGGCAUGCCGCACAAAUUCUACCAUGGCCGCACCGGCCGCGUCUGGAAUGUGACUAAACGUGCCAUCGGCGUUGAAGUCAACAAGCAGGUAGGCAACAGAAUCAUUAGAAAGAGGAUCCAUGUCCGAGUUGAGCAUGUGCAGCCAUCAAGGUGUCAUGAGGAUUUUCUGCAAAGGAUCAAGACCAACGACAAACUUAAGGGUGAGGCUAAGGCAAGAGGUGAAGUGAUUAGUACCAAGAGGCAGCCAAAGGGACCCAAACCCGGGUUCAUGGUUGAAGGUGCAACUUUGGAGACUGUUACUCCUAUUCCAUAUGAUGUGGUUAAUGAUCUCAAGGGGGGUUAUUAAAUUAGUCUGUUAUUUAUCGCUGUCCUUGUCUGGUUAUUGUGAUCUGAACUGUUGAAGACCUCAAUUAGCUAAUUUUGUUUCCUGGACUUAUAAAUGCACUUCAUUGGGAUUUUGUUCUACAAUGCAAGUAGAGGAUUCUGUUUUGGUGAAAUUUUGCUUGAAUGAAAUUUAAUAGUUCAAUUGAAUAUUGGGAAAUCCUGGUUUGUGACGAUUGUGUUUCAAUAUAAUACAUGUGUUAUAUUUCCUGCC